Molecule: messenger RNA, 701 nt
Organism: Paramecium octaurelia
Lineage: Eukaryota; Ciliophora; Oligohymenophorea; Peniculida; Parameciidae
Source: the annotation of a GenBank genome assembly
AUGUAAGAAUUUUAAGAGUUAUAACAGGAUUAAUCCGAAGAUUAAGAAGUAAUCAGUUUCUCUUUUCUUGAAAUAAAAUUACCAAAUUCCAUAUUAAGUCAAAGUUAAGGCAUAAUCAUUGCUUAAUAUGGUCCAGCAUCUAUAUUCAUUGAUUAGCAUCUUUAAAAAUCUUAGGAGGUUGGAUAGGUUAUUUAAACAACAUCCAAUCCACUUAAAUUGGCUACCAUUAAAUAGAUUGAUUAAUUAUUGGUCAUAUCGUUUCAAAAGGACAUUCGCUAUUAUUAUUACUAAGAAUACAAUUUGCUUAAAGAAUUAGAAAAAAAUGGAUUUAAACAAUAACCCUUAUAUAUACUAAUGAAUGUUCCGUCCUCUACAUUAGAGAGAUAUUCAGAUGAAAAUUCUUAAUUGCGUCAAUUGAAUCACAACAUUGAGAGCAGUGUCAAAUAAUUAGAAGAUCCAGAAGAAUUGGAGGGAUAUUUUGGAGAUUUAUUCUACUCUCUGAAAAAUCUAAAAUCGAUUGCAUACAUUUUAGUAUAAGCUAAUUAUGAUACAUCACUUGAAUUAAUUUAGAAAUAUGAUGAAAUCAGGAAACAUUUACCACAAAUUCCAAAUAGUGUGAACAAAGAAUUCAUUAAGGAAUCAUUGAAAAAGUAUGCAAAGAGUUUAAAUAGAGAUAAUGUGCACAUUUGAAUUGAGUUUUA